UUUCUCUUCCUUCUUUUGUUUUUAUAUACAAAAAAAAUGCAACCAAUGUAUAUUAUUCUAACACUAUGUUCAAUACUAUUAUGUUCAAUAUACGUUCAAGCACAUACUACGUUAUCGGUUUAUCAUAAACGAGGUGGCGAUUAUUUGAAACGAGGAGACAUUAUCGAUAUUCCUUCUGCACCAAAAUAUGUACCCGUUCAACAUGGAGAAGGUGAUCUUACUACUGAAUUAUAUCAAGUUAAGAUCAAAAAUGACGAAACUGGCCAUAUCAUCCUUUCAUCUAUUCCUUCGUGCCAUUUGAAAGCAAGUAAUUUUAGUGAUCAAUUUCGGAUUCAUUUGGACGAUCAACAACGCGUCUAUCAUGUUGACUAUUAUGCUUCUACUUUUGACUGUGACCCUGUCACUGAGACCAUUCGAACGAAUACCUUCAAUAGUGAUAUUCAAAUCAUCAAGAUGAUACCUGGUGCAAAACCUAUCCAAGGACAGUUCAAUGGAAAAACCAAAUCGAAACCGGUUAUUAAGAAACAACAACAACAGCAGGAAGGAGCUCAGGAUGAAGAUGUAGAAGAAGAUAAGACCUUUUUCCAAAAGUACUGGUAUCUCAUUUUGGCAGGUGCGUUGAUGUUACUAUCCAAUGCCGUGGCUCCUCCUGAACCAUCACAACAACAAAGUCAAGCAAGACGAUAGGAUCCUUUCUCUCUUUUUCCUUAAAGUACAAAAUGGACAAUCCAGUUUAGUUUAGAUUUAUUCAUUGAUUUUAUUUUAGUUUACAAUAUAAUAAAAAUG
Halteromyces radiatus is the source of this 786-nucleotide messenger RNA. RefSeq lists its product as uncharacterized. Bases 37 to 687 code for a protein of 216 amino acids. The transcript has 5 exons. NCBI's taxonomy places the organism in Eukaryota, Fungi, Mucoromycota, Mucoromycetes, Mucorales, Cunninghamellaceae. The record is from RefSeq and is a predicted model, not a curated record.